UUAGCUUGGCCAACGUGUAGUCGCGCAUGUGCGAAUAAGGAUAAGGAGGGGGGAAAAAAUGAUGCCGGGAAGGCUGCAAUUGUCGAGGAGAGGUCUAUAGAGCGGGGUUCAUUGAGCCCCAAAAAUGGCAGCUCCAGUGCAUAAUUUUUUGGACAAGAACUGUGCUACAAUAUUAUACUUCCCACAUCUGCCAAAUGAAGUGGAUUCAGGUUCUGAGCUGCAGAGAUGAGAAGUCGCCGGCGGAUGUACUCCGCUGUCAUGCGUCUCUUCCUGAAGUGUUUGCGGAUAGGUCAGCGGCGCCGGUUCUGGCUGACCCAGCAAGUGGAACAACUGUGGCUAUAUGGACAUCUCUGUUUGCGCUCUCUGUUUUACAACUCUUUUGCUGAUAGUGACACAGCUCUUGAUGCUCUCUUUGAGCCUAUAUACUGGCUGGUAGAUCAUGUCACUCGUUGGUUUGGAGUGGUGUUUGUAGCUCUGGUGAUAACAUUGACCACUUCUGUGGUGGGCAUAGUGUACAUUUGCCUCCUUCCCAUGAUUCUUCAGACCUAUCCCAUUCCCUGGAUCUUCUGGCAUGUUAUCUAUGGCCAUUGGAACCUUGUCAUGAUUGUUUUCCAUUACUACAUGGCUAUCACUACUCAGCCUGGUUAUCCACCACAGCACCCAAAGAAUGAUCUUGCUGCUGUGUCAAUAUGCAGGAAAUGUAUUGCCCCCAAACCUGCUCGGACCCACCACUGUAGCAUCUGCAACAGGUGUGUGUUGAAGAUGGACCAUCACUGCCCAUGGCUUAACAACUGUGUGGGACACUACAAUCAUCGCUAUUUCUUCUCCUUCAUGCUUUUCAUGACCAUGGGCUGCAUCUACAGCAGUAUCAGUGGCUGGGACAUGUUCUGGGAAGCUUAUGCUGCCAUUGAGAAAAUGAAACUACUUGACAAGGAGAAACUGCACGUGACAGCCAAUCAGACUUACUCUCAGACACCACCACCCACCUUUUCCUUCCGCCAGCGAGCUUUCCACAAGAGCAUAGUGUACGCCUGGGUCCUCUGCAGUUCAGUAGCCUUGGCAUUGGGAGCCCUCAUGCUCUGGCACUCAGCCCUCAUCACCCGUGGUGAGACCAGCAUUGAACGACAUAUCAAUCGCAAAGAAAAAAAGAGGCUACAGAAAAAGAGCAAGAUGUUUCGAAAUCCAUAUAGCUUUGGUCCACUGGGCAACUGGAAGGUUUUCCUGGGUGUCGAAAGACAGAGACACUGGAUCACUCGAGUUCUUCUACCUUCCCCACAUCCCCCUUAUGGAUCUGGCUUCAGUUGGGAAACUCCUCCUUAUGUUGUUCAACAGAAGACGCCUCUUUUGGCAAUUUGAGUUGGAUGAAGAACAAAGCGUCCCAGAUGGUGGAAGACUUGAAACCACACCUUCUUUCAUUGGGAAACAUAACAGAAGACAUGGUCCCUAAACUGGCAGGCUAACAUCACAGUGGCAUAUCUGCAAUGAACCGCUCAUCCCACAGGAGACUGGAGAACCUCCAGCUGCAGUCGGGGAUCUAUUGCCCGUGUGUUUUGUUUUGCACAUAGUCCAAUGGGACUGGAGCAAAGUAUUGUCAGUAAUCAGGGCAAGUAGUUCUUUCCCUAACUCAAGGAAGUUAACUGGCAUAUUAGGUCUUGUUGCUCUUCCUGUAAGGACAGAUUUUUUACUAUAAAAAUAAAUAUAUAUAAACAAU
This is a messenger RNA of Ahaetulla prasina, 1711 nucleotides long. It is a transcript of the gene ZDHHC16, whose product is annotated as zinc finger DHHC-type palmitoyltransferase 16. The record is from RefSeq and is a predicted model, not a curated record. Lineage: Eukaryota; Metazoa; Chordata; Lepidosauria; Squamata; Colubridae. Gene Ontology annotation, biological process: protein palmitoylation. The transcript has 12 exons. Gene Ontology annotation, molecular function: palmitoyltransferase activity. Bases 226 to 1356 code for a protein of 376 amino acids. Gene Ontology annotation, cellular component: Golgi apparatus.